AUGUUCCUCAUGCAUACGCCGUCGCCUGCCGUCGUGGCAGACGGAGGCACCACCGUCAUCGCCAUCAAUGCUGACCGGAAUAGCCACUUUGCCGUCAAAUGGGCGGUGGAGCAUCUUCUAAAGAAAAACUCCUCAUGCACCCUUGUUCAUGUUAGGACCAAGUCUAUGCAUCCCCAUGAUGUCGUUGAUGUACCUAAACACGGUCGUCCACCAACUGAAGAAGAAUUGCACCAAUUGUUUCUUCCCUUCCGUGGGUUUUGUGCUAGAAAAGGGAUCGCAGCAAAGGAGUUGGUCCUGCAUGACAUUGAUGUUCCAAGUGCGCUGACAGAUUAUGUCGUUGAACAUUCUAUCAGCAAUGUGGUGGUUGGGGUUGAUGCUUCCCCUUGGGGUGCUCUUGUAAGGAGAUUUAAUAAAGAUGCAGAUGUGGCAACUAGUUUAGCAAAGUCCUUGCCAGAGACUUGCACUUUAUAUGUUGUAUUAAAAGGAAAAGUACAAAUUAUCCAACCAACUGGUCAGCCUCAUCAGCAUAUUAAUGUCACACCAACGAAAACCAUAAACAACAUAGUUACUCUCUGGCAAAAUGCGCCAUUGGUUCAUUCACACAAGGUUCAUGCCAACCCCCACCCUGAUUAUGAAGAUAUAAACAGAACACCAGUUGGGAGAGACCCUAGCAAUAUUUGGGAAUCUUUACGUGAAAUAAAAGAGGCCACGUUAAAAACACCACGUAAGUGUCAUGAAGAUACCAAUUCACCAAGAUGUCCAGCGGAAUACUCCCCAUCAUCACAAAAUUCAUCAAAUCGAAAUUCUCCUGCCAACAGUGAUAGCUCAGGGCAAUUGCUUGGUCCUCAUUUGAAUGAUAAGUUACAUGGAAACCAUGAAGUAGUAGUAAAAUCAGACAAUCCUAAGGCCAUCUCUCCUUUAAAACCAUUAGGAAACUUGGAGAUGGAAAUGAGGAAACUAAAGCAAGAACUGAAAAAAACAACAGAGAAGUAUAGUAUGGCUUGCAGAGAAGCUGUUUUAGCAAAACAAAAGGCAAUGGAGCUUGAAAAGAUUAAGCAAGAAAAAGAACGCAAUGUAGAAGAAGCUAGGCAUGCUGAAGAGGCUGCAUUGGCUUUGGUAGAGAUAGAGAGGCAAAAGGCCAAAGCAGCUAUGGAGUCAGCAGAAAUGUUACAACGCUUGGCGGAAAUGGAAACCCAAAAGAGAAAGGAAGCCGAACUAAGGGCCAAGCAUGAGGAAGAAAAGAGGAACAAAGCAUUACAUGAAGUUGUAUGUAAUAGCGUUCCGUAUAGAAGAUACAAUAUUGAAGAAAUUGAAGCUGCAACAGAUAACUUUGACAAUGCUUUGAAAAUUGGUGAAGGGGGAUAUGGACCAGUGUUUAAAGGCUUGCUUGAUCACACUGUUGUUGCCAUCAAGGCUGUGAGACCAGACAUGGCUCAUGGAGAGAGGCAAUUUCAACAAGAGGUUAUUGUUUUGAGCACCAUAAGACAUCCAAACAUGGUGCUUCUCCUAGGUGCAUGCCCAGCGUUCGGAUGCCUUGUGUAUGAGUACAUGGAAAAUGGGAGCUUAGAAGAUCGUCUAUUCCGGAAAAAUAACACCCCGCCAAUUCCAUGGCAAACACGUUUCAAAAUAGCGUCUGAGAUUGCGACUUGCCUUCUUUUCCUUCACCAAACAAAGCCUGAGCCACUUGUGCACCGUGACCUUAAGCCAGCAAACAUUCUCUUAGACAAGAACUAUGUCAGCAAGAUCAGUGAUGUGGGUUUGGCAAGGCUUGUUCCCCCAUCUGUGGCCAACAAAACCACUCAAUAUCGCUUAACAGGUGCAGCUGGAACGUUUUGCUACAUUGAUCCUGAGUAUCAACAAACGGGGUUGUUGGGUGUGAAAUCAGACAUAUACUCAUUAGGUAUGGUGUUGCUACAGAUUAUUACUGCAAAGCCUCCAAUGGGUUUGUCACACUUGGUUGAAGAGGCUAUUGAAGCAGACACUUUAACACAAGUGCUUGAUCCAAGUGUAGAUUGGCCUGUUGAAGAGACCUUGUCAUAUGCCAAGUUGGCUUUGAAGUGUUGUGAGUUGAGAAAACGUGAUCGACCAGACCUUGGUUCUGUUAUUUUGCCUGAGCUGAAUCGAAUAUCAAGGAUAUGGUACUAUGAGGAGCCGCUCAUAGAUCAUGGUUCUUUGCAUUUUUGA
This is a messenger RNA of Abrus precatorius (Indian licorice), 2184 nucleotides long. RefSeq names its product U-box domain-containing protein 35-like. NCBI's taxonomy places the organism in Eukaryota, Viridiplantae, Streptophyta, Magnoliopsida, Fabales, Fabaceae. Gene Ontology annotation, biological process: protein phosphorylation. The transcript is spliced from 8 exons. Bases 1 to 2184 code for a protein of 727 amino acids. Gene Ontology annotation, molecular function: protein kinase activity; ATP binding. The record is from RefSeq and is a predicted model, not a curated record.